This is a messenger RNA of Thrips palmi, 659 nucleotides long. RefSeq names its product larval cuticle protein A2B-like. Gene Ontology annotation, cellular component: extracellular matrix. The record is from RefSeq and is a predicted model, not a curated record. Bases 1 to 621 code for a protein of 206 amino acids. NCBI's taxonomy places the organism in Eukaryota, Metazoa, Arthropoda, Insecta, Thysanoptera, Thripidae. The transcript is spliced from 2 exons.
AUGGCGACCACCAAGGAAACUGGCCAGAGUGCUAAGACGUGCCUUGUGUUGUUCCCUAAGAUCCUCUUCGUGGCGGGCUGCCUGGCCGCCGUCCACGCCGGGCUCCUGCCUUCAGAGACGCCCGUGGGCUACGCACCAGUGGGCUACGCCCCCGUCGAGCACGUUGCCUACGACCACGCCGCCCCCUACGCCACUGUCGAGCAGGCAGCCCCUGUGGCCUACGCCGCCGUGGACCACGUCGCACACCCCGCCCCGGUGGCCUACGCCGAGCCCGUGGCACCCGUGGCCUACGCCGCCGCUAAGGGCAUCGUCUCGGGCGCCGUCCCCUCCUACGCUGCCGUGCCCGUGGCCUACACCGCCAAGUCCCUGGAGUACGACCCGCACCCCGAGUACAAGUUCUCGUACGACGUCAAGGACGACUAUACCGGUGACUCCAAGAGCCAGCACGAGAGCCGCAGUGGUGACGUCGUCCACGGCUCGUAUUCCUUGGACGACCCUGACGGCACCCGCCGCACCGUGGACUACACCGCCGACCCCGUCAACGGCUUCAACGCCGUGGUCCGCAAGGACCCCCAGGCUCCCAAGUACAUCGUCCCGGCCUACGCUCCCUACCACCACUAGUAACUGCGCCCACAAGCCAUUCAUAGAAACAAAGCCGC